UAAGAACAUUGGAGUAUAAAUAAACUGACAAAAAAUGCUUUCUCAGUAUCACUAUUAUCGUUUGUACUUAAAUUACUUUCAAUAUGAUAACUUCUUUACCACUGGAAGUGAUAGUUCAAGUUUCCCAUCACAUAGAUCAAUAUGAUGUGGUGAACCUUGCACUAACAUGCCUGGAAAUGAAUAGACUAAUGAUUCCUCAACUUUACAAGACUAUCAAUAUAGAUUCUUCCCCUAAGAACUAUUCCCAAACACUACUUCAUGAACCUAUCAAUCGCACAACAGUGAGAUCUAUUUUUUCAUUGAAAAAGCUCUUCAGAAAUUUGAUAUGCAACCAAUGGUAUUGCAAACAAGUUAAUACUUUCAUCACAUCAACAAAGAUCCCAGAUCUUUCUGAUAUGGAAUUGCAACUGUAUCUCAAUCAAAUAUUGCCACUAUUAGAAAAUCUAACUGUUUUCCGAUGGAGAAGUGAUACUUGUAAAAUUGCAACCCAUCUCCCAAGAAACUAUAAUCUAAAAACUAUAGAUGGGAAUUUUGAUUUUACAAAUUUACCAAAGGUCAUUGAUACCAACAAGAUUAUGAAUUUAAAAUAUCUUAGACUCACUCAUGUAUAUACUUAUCAUGACCUUGAAAGCAUAGAUGUAAUGCAAUUUCAAAAUUUGGAAUAUUUGUCAAUUUCCAUGAAAAAUCUUGUUAAAGAUUGCAGAGAAGACUAUUUACAAAGAUUAUUUAACCAUGAUUCAAAUGUGAAGCUUCAAUUAAAGGAAUUAAAAUUUGAAAAUAUGAUUGUUAGACCCUCGGAUGCAACAUUGCUUGGUACAAAUAUAACACUCAAAAAAUUAACAAAGUUAGAGAUAAUAAAUUGCCAUGAAAUUUGGUGGCAAACAGAAGGAGAUUCGUCAAGAAGACAUCCACACGAGAAGACCUUUCUCGAAAUAUUAUGUUCAAAUACAAUUAAUGUACAAUGUAUAAACAUUAAUUGCUCUAAUGAAUUAUCUGACAACAGCUACCAAAUCGAGGCGUUAAAGAAUAUCAAAAACCUAACGAAGAUAGAGCUUUAUCUAAACUUUAAUUGGAAAAACCAUUUAACAAGAAACAAUACAAAUGUCUACUUUGAGAAAUUAUUUAUCGAUUUGAUUGAUCUGAUUCUAAAAUUUAAAUUAACUUUGUCGUCAUUACAAAUAAACUUCGAGAUUUCUGAGACAAAAAAUUUAAAUUGUACUAUCCCCUGCUGUCUAUCACGGAAGAAAUUACCAGCUGAAUUUUUCAAAAAGUUGGAGAAUUUUUCAAAUCUUGAGUUGCUUUCAAUUCCGAUUAAUGAAUCUCUUAUCACACAAAUAUACGACAUUACAUCAAAUUUAACCAAUCUUCGCGUGUUGGAUUUUUCUGCCAUCACAGAUAAGGAAUCGUCCAAAGGUAAAUGCCUUAUCAAUUCGGCAUAUUUUAAGGUUCCACUUUCUACAACCUACAAUAUUGGUGAUUUUAGCACUUUAUCAGGUAAUUUACCUUUCCAUUACAGAACGUUUGCUGAAGGAUUCAGAAAAUGUACACCGUCUUUACAAAUAGUACGGUUUCCUAAUGCCUUAUUUUACUGUGGUGAAAAAGUUGAAUUAUGGGAGAAUUUGGACUUGCAGUGUAUUACUGAUUGGUUAGGAAAAACAUAAAUAUAUAAAACUAAUGGUAAGAUCAUUCAAAAUAAAAUAUACAGAUCCCAGCUUCUUAGAUCUAUCUUCAUUGGUAGAGAUAAGAAAGUUAGAUACAGAACAAAGGUGGCGACUAAAUUUCAUGUGUAUUAAUCAAAAAAAAAAGAUAAAAAAAGGGCCAUCCACGCGACCCUUUAACCAUGCGGCACAGAAAGAUAACGUAUCUCAGAUAUUUCUAGAUAACCAUCGUACAUCAGUAGGUGACUAUCAUCAACAAAUUUCUAUACAUAUAC
[Candida] anglica is the source of this 1933-nucleotide messenger RNA. Lineage: Eukaryota; Fungi; Ascomycota; Pichiomycetes; Serinales; Debaryomycetaceae. The record is from the annotation of a GenBank genome assembly.